This is a messenger RNA of Haliotis rufescens (red abalone), 2383 nucleotides long. RefSeq lists its product as uncharacterized. The transcript is spliced from 7 exons. The coding region runs from base 256 to 1290 and encodes 344 amino acids. NCBI's taxonomy places the organism in Eukaryota, Metazoa, Mollusca, Gastropoda, Lepetellida, Haliotidae. Gene Ontology annotation, biological process: peptidoglycan catabolic process. The record is from RefSeq and is a predicted model, not a curated record. Gene Ontology annotation, molecular function: zinc ion binding; N-acetylmuramoyl-L-alanine amidase activity.
GAUCGUAUAUGGCGGUUAAUGCGAGGGCAGCUGGACGCGUGGCGUGUGGAACGGUGGGAUCCGACGGUGUGUUUUUCAGGGGGUUGUUAGGGAGGAUGACGGAUAGUGUUCCCGAAUAUCAGUUGCAGGAUGAGGAUGUCGAGGGAUUAUAAAGACCCAUAACCGCCAUGGAGUCAUCAUACCGUGUUCAGUCCACACACACAGCGACAUAUCUGCAGGGACGGGACUGUUUGUGUCGUUCUAUUGAGCAUCAAGAUGUUUCGUGUGCUUUUUUCACUCCUUUUGGCAACAUUCGCUCUUGGUAUGAAAACUGCCGGUAAAAGAUGCGCAUGCGCAUCAGUCGAUACUGAAAUAGAAGUGAAAUACGGAUCAAGUGAAGACAACUUUGGCCUUCUGGAAUCUCCGAAUUGUCUCCCUUACCAAGGCCAACAGGAAGCCCUCAUCGACGGCAGAAUUUACGCCAACGUGUCCUACUACGGCCAGCCCGCCUGGGUUCUAACCUCGGACAUCUACAUUAAAGAUUGCUACGAUUCAUUUGACUGUGUCUGUGUCAAAGAAGAUGUAGAUGUGCAUGAAUCACAUAACACGAGUGGUGUCCCCUUGGCGACCUUGACCUCAGGACAGUGCAGAAGAAUUCGGGGAGACAUUUUCAACUGCACUAACGGAACAUUCGUACCUGUUCAACACGGGAGUGAGAUUGGUUGGAUCAUGAAGGGGGAGAUAACUUUCCACAAAGAAUGCCAGCCCGACAGUCAUCUCGCGGGUUGUCCAGUCCUCAUCACCCGUUCCGAGUGGGGGGCACGCCCUGCGCGUCUGGGGGUCGGGACUCUGGUGAAAACACCUGACUACGUCAUCAUCCACCAUGGAGCUUCGGGUGGUUGCAACACCAAAGAAGACUGCGUCAAAAUGAUGCAAAGCUACCAGAACUUCCAUCUGGAUGGACGCGGCUGGUCUGACAUCGGCUACAACUUCGCCAUCGGCGAUGACGGCAACGUGUACGAGGGGCGAGGCUGGGACGCUGUGGGGGCACACACUGGGGGCUGCAACAGUAAAUCUAUCGGAAUUGCUUUCAUCGGCAAUUUUAACAACCGGGAGCCCAGCGAGGCAGCACUUGACGCCUUGAAGAAGAUGCUAGAAUGCAGCGUGCGUAACGGCAAACUGAUGACGUCGUUCAGGCUGCUUGGUCGUCGAGACGUGACGAUGCGUUUUUGGUCGGAAUCUCCUGGAGACAAGCUGUAUGCCAUCAUCCAGAAGUGGAAGCAUUACAAUGCCACUGACGCUUGUGCCUAAACCACUUUUAAAAGUUCAGCUGUUGAAAUGGCUUGCUUUUUGUGCUGUUCCUCAAAUUAAUGACAUUGUUAUAUCCCCCGUUGAUGAUUCUGAAUGUCAUGGCAAGGACACUGACAAGUGAGUGAGUUUGGUUAAACGUUUUUAACAUUUAUACCAUAGCGUGACAGUUGGAUGGGGAAAGCCCCCAGUGAUGCAGGUCGUACACGUUUGACUUGUGAAAACUCACGUGCACGGGUAUAGCGCUGACAAGUGUAGAAACAGAAUCUACUUUCUACUUUGGGUUUAACGCCGCUUUGUAAAGCAUUCCAGUUAUAUCACGGCGUGUCAGCGGUGUUAGUGGGAAAACCCGAAGCGAUGUGGGUCUCAGACGUUUACCACUUUCGGUAAAAUCCACGAGCACGGGCAUGGUGCUGACAAACCUAGACACAGAAUCAGGGGAAUUGGGAUUCGAUCCCACAAUCAUAGGUUUCUGGCACACACAAGGGACGUAACUCUGCAUAACUAAUAGUUAAGCCAUAGGUACCUGAGGAUAAUAGCAACCACUACGGUGAUGGCGAGGGACAGUAAGUUGCCAGUUGCCAGGCUGACGCCAGUAAUGUCUAUAAAUACGACUGUUAGAAAAAAAUGAAGAAAUAAUCGAGAGAAAUAAUAUCUUUAAGGGAAUUUAUGGCACAAAAGAGGUGUACAGAGUACCUAGAUGAGGGUGGGGCGCAGGGAUGCUGGGAUCCUGGGAUGCGCGCGCAUACACACACACACGCUAACACACACACACCCACACACACACACACAGAACCUGUGGGUAUAUAUUUGAACAACCUGUUACUAAAUCUUUUUUGCACUCAUAUCUUGAACAAAACUCAUAAUUUGAUGGCCUAAUUUUGGCUAAUAAACCCGAAUUAUGUGCCCAAAGAGCGUUGUGCCCAUUCCUUUCUUCUUAUUUGACCAGCGAAUAUUGCAUGAACUAAAGUCAGCUGGACUAUGAGCGUGUUGUGUAUUUACUCUUGUUAAACAGAUGUGCUUCUCAUGCACCAACAGACUUUGUUUGAUAUAUAUUCCUCUGCUUUAUGUGUUUACAAUAAACAACUCUCAGCCU